Stylophora pistillata is the source of this 2476-nucleotide messenger RNA. RefSeq lists its product as uncharacterized. The record is from RefSeq and is a predicted model, not a curated record. Gene Ontology annotation, biological process: protein phosphorylation; necroptotic signaling pathway. NCBI's taxonomy places the organism in Eukaryota, Metazoa, Cnidaria, Anthozoa, Scleractinia, Pocilloporidae. Gene Ontology annotation, molecular function: protein kinase activity; ATP binding.
UUGCUUGUCAUUAAGUGAAUUGUGAUAAAUGUGUUUGGUAUAUUUUGAGUCCUUAGAGAUGGGAAUUAUAACCAUAGAAGAGGCUAUCACAUUUAAAAUUGCCACAAAUGUUUACAAAGUCAGACAGCUUAUGAUACUUACAACCAAGAAGAGUAAACAACUGAAACUCCUACAUUGUAGUGUACAGUCUUACCAAGUGACUCAAAUCUAUCCAAUGCAAUUAAGUCAUUAUCAUUAUAAAAUAGAGGGAAAAAUUGCUAAAUGCUGAUUGGCUGAGAUAGAGGGAAUUAACUUCAUUAACAACCAUUAAUUUUGGUUAUUACCCUGGGCAAUUACCAAAACUGAGAAAAGGCUUAACUUUGCCUAAAGUAUUAUAACUUCAUUCAGGUCUUGAAACUAACUUUUCAACUUACUAGCCAAGUGGCUAGUUACAACUUAGAUGUAACAACAAUUUCUGUUUGUUUACUAGCCAAACCGGCUAGUGGAAAUCAAUAACCACUAGCCUAAACUAAAUUGUGCUAGUCUGUGGCUAGUUGGCUACCAUAAGUGUCAAGCCCUGAUCAUUGAUGGUUUCUUUGCUUUGGCAUUGAUAUACCAAAAUUGAAUUUUUUUCAGCUGAUUUGUCGAUGUAAACAGUUCACUGACACUAAAUGAACACUGAAAUGCCAACAGUGUACAUUUUUUACCUUGAGAGAAAAUGAUAUUUCCCUUUGUGUUGAAAACUAGUAAUUGCUUUCUUUCCUAGUAAAAUCAAGGAUUACUAUCACUCGUGUUUUGGGGAGUUGCAGAAAUUGCCAAUGUAACUGUGGGCCUCUGACUAUUUUUGAAAUGUCUGAAAACAUGAUAUUUAAAUCCUUAAUUUUACUCAGCCUCAUGCCAUUACCUAAAAUUAUUGUUGUGGCUUAGCAAUAGUUUUCUUUGCAGGUGAGGUAAGAUCAGUGCUUGAUGAGAUGGAACAUGUACUCGCUGCACCAACAACAGCUGGCCUAAGACCAUCUCCCCAUAAUACAACAAUACAGGAGCUAAAAGAGCAAGUAAAAGAGAGAGAUGAAAAAAUAAUGCAGCUGAAACAUGUAAUCCAACAAGUUCAGACAGUGUUUGACGAGAAAUUGCAGCAAAUAGAAAGAGCAGCCAGAGAGAACUGUGCCCGUCACCAACAGCCAGAGAGACGUAGUUGGAUCGUUCAACGUCAUGAAGUAGAAGUUGACCACAACCAGAUUUUAGGGAGGGGAUCCUGGGGAACAGUUUUCAAAGGGUGGUUCCGCGGCGCCCCGGUUGCUGUAAAAGAACUUCACCGCAUCAUCAUCUCUGAUCAUAAUCGCAUUCUCUUUCACCGAGAAAUGGAGCUUGCUUCGCGGCUUCGACACAAGAAUUUGGUACAAUUUAUGGCGGCGAUAGUCGAAGAUGGAGACCCAUCAAUAGUCACAGAAUUUGCUAAUUAUGGUACUCUGGCAAGAAUUUUACAACGGCGCACAUUGCCAUUUGCUGAAGUGUUAUCCAUUGCCUCUGAUGUGGGGCAAGGAAUUCUCUACCUACACAGUGUACGUCCGGACCCAAUUCUUCAUCGGGACAUCAAAUCCGAAAACGUGCUCGUCUAUGAAGUAGGGCUGCCCAUGGCAAGAAUUGCCAAGGUUUCUGACUUUGGUUCCGCAAAUUUUAUGCGAAGCAUCAUGACACCUAACCAAGGAACACCUUUGUACUCUGCUCCCGAGACGCGAACACAAGAGUACACAACAAAAGCAGAUGUGUAUAGUUUUGGGAUCGUGGUGUUAGAGAUGAGCAUCAGAGAGUUGCCAGUUCCUCAAGAACAUCCAAGACAACUAGGAAAGGUGGUUGAUGACUUCCUACGACAACUUAUAAGAGAAUGCAUCCAACCAAACCCCGACGAACGGCCCGAUAUGCAAAGAGUGGUUGCCGAGCUUGAACAACGUAAGGCUGAAAUUGCAGCUAUGAAUUAAGGUCACCCGACCUGCAGACUCGAGAGAGUAAGAAUAUCAUAAAGGUUCCCAGUUGCUCUGUAUAUAGCUACUCCGUGAAAUCUGGAAACAGUAGAUGAUGAUGCUGUUUCUGAACGAACAGUGUGCUUGCUUAAAUAGUUAUCACUAAACUCAAGUUUUCAGCUGGGCCCAGUUGUUCGAAGGUCGAUUAGCACUAAACUGCGGUUAAAUUUGAAUCCGAGCUUCUUUUCCUUUUGUUCAAAAGCAUUUUCUCAGAUAAUUUCUCGACUCUUCUGAGAGCACUCAAUCAUCAAACUGUAGACAGAAUGAUAUAAACUGAGUUUGCUUUUUAAGCUUACAGAUAUGAACUCAAGUUUCACACUAACUCAGCUUUGAAGAACUCAGCCCGGGUUAAUGGCAGCUAAUAAUAAAAACCCAAAAACAAAAACCGAACAAAAAAAUAUGGUACGAAGAGACGUCAAGGCUAGCUCGUAGUUAGUUCUCGAAAAACGUUAAUGGCGGGUAUAAUAGGCUUUAGG